UGUGUGUGUGUGUGUGUGUGUGUGAAAGUGUGAAAGUGUGAAAGUUUUGGAAAAAAGGGGAAAAGACAAGUGCGAAUUUCUACUCAGUAAUAUCUAUAUUCAAUAAUAUAUGCAUUUAAUUUGAAGACACUGCAUUUGGUUAGGUUUUUGCAUGAAUUAUAAAUUAUACAUUUUCAUUUGUAAAUCCGGGAAAGCAAUUUUUCUCCAUAGAAAGACCCCGAGGUAUCACAGCAAUAGAGGGAAAAAAUGUUAAAGCUGCUUUUUUUUGUUGUUGUUUGUUCCUGAGGGUGAGACUGUGAAGGUUCUGUACCAAGUCUUUGAGGUGGUGCUGUAGAGUUCCACGGUGACAGGUGAAUGGGAUGGAUCAUGGAAGCUGUCCGGGGCCGGGACCGGACCCCCUCUCUUUGUACGGGACAUUCGCGGGAGUGCGCAGGGCGCGCCGCGCCGCACCAGCGGCGACGGCGUCACACGCACUUUACGCACGCUGGAUGGACGGAGGCACAGACGGAUCCGGCGGAGGACGAUGCUCACACCGGCUCAGAAGAAGGGCUUUGUGUCCGGGUCCAUCCGCCGGGGCCGAUCGAUAUUAUUUCCAGGUCAAAACCCUCAGUUUCCUGUGCGGCUCGUUCGCACUAAAGAUGGCCGGAGAUGGCGGCGCCCUGAAGGAUAUCAAUGAGAUCAAAUCCCAGUUCCGCACCAGAGAGGGCUUCUACAAGCUGCUCACCCUCUCCGACUCGCAGCAGCGCGGCGGGCUGCCGCGCGGUCCGUCCGCCGGGGCCGCGCUGGGCCCCGGGCCCGGCGCCGGUCCCAUACCCGGCGGAGGGGUCGGGCUGCUGCAGGGGCCCGGGGCCGCCGCCGCCGCCGCAGCCGCCGCCGCCGCCGCCUCCUCUUCCACCAGCGCCGCAGCCAACUCCUCUCCGACGGGCUUCCUGCCGCCGGUGCGCGUCUCCAUGGUCAAGCUGCAGCCCGAGGACCCGGGCGAGGAGUCGGAGCGGGUGUGCUUCAACAUCGGCAGGGAGCUGUACUUCUACACGUACACCAACAUCAAGAAGGCUGUAGACCUCAGCAAGCCAAUAGACAAGAGAAUCUACAAGGGGACUCAGCCGACAUGUCACGACUUCAACCAGUACUCGGCCACAGCAGAGAGCGUGGCCCUCAUCGUGGGUUUCUCGGCCGGACAAGUCCAGUAUCUCGACCCCAUCAAGAAGGAAACCAGUAAACUCUUCAACGAGGAGAGGUUGAUAGACAAAUCCAAGGUGACGUGUCUGAAAUGGCUUCCCAAGUCAGAGAACCUGUUCCUGGCCUCCCAUGCCAGUGGCCACCUCUACCUCUACAACGUGGACCACCCAUGUGGCACCACGGCUCCACAGUACUCCCUGCUCCGGCAGGGUGAAGGCUUUGCGGUCUACGCCUGCAAAACCAAGACGCCGCGCAACCCACUGCUGCGAUGGGCAGUGGGUGAGGGGGGCCUCAAUGAGUUUGCUUUCUCCCCAGAUGGUGUGCAUGUGGCGUGUGUGGGCCAGGACGGCUGCUUGCGUGUCUUCCACUUUGACUCGAUGGAGCUGCAGGGGGUAAUGAAGAGCUACUUUGGCGGGCUGCUGUGCGUGUCGUGGAGUCCAGACGGGAAGUACCUCGCCACAGGCGGAGAGGACGACCUGGUAACUGUCUGGUCAUUUGCAGAAAGUCGAGUGGUAGCAAGGGGCCACGGCCACAAGUCCUGGGUCAAUGUGGUGGCAUUUGACCCCUUCACGACCUCCCUGGAAGAUGAUGAGCCCAUGGAGCUCAGCGGCAGUGAAGAGGACCUCCACCAGGGGGCGCCAAACAAUUCCAUGCACUUCGGCCGGGUCAGAACAAGCAGCACGUUGUCGCAUCUUUCUCGGCACAGCUCUAAAGGCGGUGGUACCGCCUCAGUCACAUACCGGUUUGGCUCAGUGGGGCAGGACACCCAGUUCUGUCUGUGGGACCUGACGGAUGAUGUGUUGUACCCACGCCUACCGCUGUCCCGCGCCUUUACUAACACUUUUGGACCCUCACUCGCCAACUCUGGUAGUGGGGUGGUCAACAGCACCUCAGGUGGGGGAGGAAAUGGAGAGGUUGAGGGGCACCAUCACCCACCUAACACCAACACUGGCACAGCCAUCCCUCCAACAAUCCCCUUACCGCUUCCCCGCUCCCUCUCACGCUCCAACUCUCUGCCCCACCCUGCCGUGGCAAAUACCUCCAAGGGCCAGGGCGCCUCGGAGGGCGGCGGGGGAGGGGGAGGAGGGGGCGGGACGGGCGGCGGAGGAAACAGCACCCCAUUCAGCAUUGGCCGCUUUGCCACGCUGUCGCUCCAGGAGCGCAAGUCGGACAAGUCCGGCAGCAGUGGCGGUGUGGAGAAGGAGCACAAGCGGUACCACAGCCUGGGCAACAUUAGCAAAAGCAAUGACAAAAUCAACGUGGCGCCGAGGAGCAACCGGCUGGACGCUGCUAAGGUCCUGGGCACCACACUGUGCCCACGCAUGCACGAGGUCCCGCUGCUCGAGCCGCUGGUGUGCAAGAAGAUUGCACAUGAGAGGCUGACCGUCCUGGUGUUCAUGGACGACUGCAUCAUCACCGCCUGCCAAGAGGGCCUCAUCUGCACCUGGGCACGGCCCGGGAAGGCGAACUUGACAGCACAGAAUGGGAACUCUCCAAGUGGCACAGUGGUAUAGCUGGAGGAGAAGCUUUUCACUCAUCCCUCCCUCCUUCUCCUCCCGUGCUCUCCGUCGUCCUCUCUCUAUCUGAAGCUCCUCUCUGCUCAUCCUCAGAAAAUGUCAGACGUGCCCAACCCACAACUGCAGUAUUAUGCCCUCACUAUAACUCUCUGUGCUUGCCACGAUCCCAAAACCUGUGUCACUCUAACUUAACUCUCACGGCAGCCGUAGUUUGUUGGGAAAAACUUCUGAGGCGAGCAGGUAAACGUGAUGGUCACAAAGUUCGCUGGAAAUUUAGCGCCGAGCUUUGACCUCAACCCUUUCACACUCUCUGGGAUGAACUGCAGGAAAGUCCCUGCUGCCAGAUAUCAAAAUCCGAGUUGGUUAUAGCUUGAGCCCGACCAAUAAUAUUAGCCCAUUUGAGCCUUUUGUAUCAGCGCUUGUGUUUACAUUACAUCACAGGUGCUUUUGUCCGAAGCGACUUACGAUAAGUGCAUUCAACCAUGAAGAUAUUACUCCAAAACAUACAUAAACAUUGAUCAAACAUUUUACCAAUAUGAAAUCUUUUACUGUACAAAAUAAAUAAUGCAGAAAACAAAAUGUAAAAUGGCUAAAAUGAUGUUGAUUUUCUGAAAUCAAAUUCUAUAUAUUUGGUUGUAUUUGUGUUUUCUUUUUGUUUAUGAUAAAGUUUAUGGUUAAACUAAAAUAUCAGGCCGCAAUUACAAUUAUCUUUGUGAAAAAGGUUUGAUAAAAACCUCUUUGGAAUUAUUGACGCAUAUAAUAUAAAAGUAAAUACAUAUACAUAUAUAUACAUAUAUAUAUAUAUAUAUAUAUGAUGUUUCUGUAUUGGAAAUCUUGUACUCCCUAACUCCAUAUCGGUCAGGCUCUAGUUAUAGCAGAUUAUGGUCUACGGACAUAACCCAUAUAUAUAUAUAUAUAUAUAUUCAUGGGUUAUGUCCUCUUCACUGCCGCCACUGGUCAGGUGUCCACAUACUUUCGGCUAUAUAAUGAUUUUUAAACUUGAACCUGGAUUCUUAUCUGUCGUACAACAGCAACAGUAAUAACUGUAAUAACAGUUGUCCUCUUUAACAAAAUUCUGAUUCACAGAUUCAACAGUACUUUCAGUACUAUUUGUUUGUACAUCAUCGAGGCAUUCUUCAGCUCUACUGUACCUUGUAUUAUUGAACUCUUUCCUUUUCCAAAGGUACAUUUGGGUUUUGAAGUGUUAAGUUAGGUUAGUUUCAUCAUCCAGACUUGAGGGAUUAUAGUAGAAAUCUGCUAAAAAAACAGAAACAAAUAAUUUGACCAUUAUCUAACUAUGUAUUUUAUUGGGCAGCAUGAAUCCUGAUGCAGCACACACUGAGCUUAGUCCUCAGGGUUUUCCCAUCUCAUGCCACCGUGAGAAUCAAGUUUUUCUUCCCAGCGCUUCUGCCUUCACCUCGCUCCUCCUUGUUCCUCUGCAGAAGACUGCAUCAGACAAAUGGUUAGUCCUCUCUAUGCGUUACCCUGAAGCAACAAGGAGCGAAUGGCAGGCCAGGCUCAGUCUUCAUUUGUUCUCCAGCCCCGCCUUCAUCUGACCCCUCCCUUUUACCCCAUCAUGCCACGGCCAUUGAAUUUAAGUUAUUUAUUUUAUCACAGGACUGUGUAGUAAUUUAUACUGUAAAUACUGAAAAUACUCUAUAAAUACAAAAAGGACAAAUGUGUAUGGAAAUAAUGACUUGACAGCAAGGACUGAAGAAAGAGAUGAGGAAUAUUAAUAUAUGAAGAUACUUCUAUUGUACAUAAAAACCACAGUUAAAAGUUGAAUGUCUGCUGUUUUAGGGAACUUGAAGAUGUCAAUGUGUUUUUAUUUUGUGUGAUAGAGUUUCUCCAGUUUGUCCCAGUAUGUGAGCGGGGUUGACUCCGGAGGCGGAAGCAAUUCGGGGUCCGGUGUAACGUUUUCGACAGACUGGCCCGAGUGCAGAGAGAGCAAUUCAAAGUGUUUGCUCGCUGUACAUGUCAGCUGACUGUCCAAGUGAAUAGGUCCAAAUAAUACUGAUUGUGCUGAACAUCAUACGUGGACGAACGGCAUCUUAAGAAAAUAUCCUACUCACAAACAAACACACACUCUUGCACAUUCCGCCGAACAUAAAACGGCUUACACACACAUGCACGCACGCAACAAACACAAUCCACUUGUUGUGUAGCAUCAUACAGUACACUGUGUCUUGGACUCCAUUCCUGUUGCACCUGAAUUGCCUCUUGCAAGAAUUUGCACAUACAGUAAAUCCACAGUACAUCCUGAGCUGUCAUGGCUCUCUCAUAGGGGAUCUCAUAGGUUUGCAACUUGAGAGGAAGCGACUCUGCGUCAACAUUUAGAUUUAUUGCCUUUUGUUUGAUUAAAUGAAAAAAUUUGCCUCAGGGUAUCGUUAGACUAAUUUGGAUGUUGAUUGUGAUUAUCGAUUCUGGUGCUUAAUAAGUCGUUGUUCAGAUUUCUGGCAGAUUCUUUUUGAGGAAGAGAAGAUAUUAUUUCGGGCUGCCUGCCAUCACCCUCUCAAUAUGUAUUUUUGUGAUUGUUUUUGGUUAAAAGGUCAAACAGAGGAAAACAAAAAAAUUCUCCCUCUUGGCAUAUACAAGUUUCAGUAUUUGCUUUUUUUUACUGGAGAUGGACAUCAACUGAUUUGGAGGCAUUAUAACUAUUAAAAAGAGGACGUUAAAAACUCUGCAUUCUUAUGCUGCAUAAAUGCCUUCUCAUUGGACACGUUUCCUCUCAUCAUAACCGGACUGAAUAUUCAUUUUGCUUCAAACUUAUGCUCAAGUCAGAGGAUUUCUCUUUGGAGGGGUUGUUCUUAUCCAACCAGUCAGCAGUGACCGGUGUACAGUAUCUGAAGCAGUCAAUGUUAUGACCCAUGCGAGCAGCGAGGGCUGGCGCCGUCUGGCUGACUGUCGGAUGAGCAGCUCACCACUUUGGUCUAAACUGACAACACACAACCGUUUGAUGGAUUAUUAUGGAUUUCUGUUCAGACAUGCACUACUUAAUAUUUUUUGUGACCGUGAAUCUUUUUGUGAGUUCACUGUUUCUGUUCUUUUGGGUCCAGAUGUUUUCAGGACUCAAUAUGAGGAAUUGGGGAAAAAGUUAGCUAUAAAUCUGGAACUGGUUUGAAUUCAGAGCCACUUGUCCACUCCCAGCUCUAUGACUCGCAGAUUAUCGACAUGCCUGCAUGCCAAAACGUCCCUGUCCACUUCUGAACCAUCAACCAGAUAGAAAGGGCUGCUGAUGUGUUUCUGAACAGGGCCUUGUCUUUUGUGUUCUUCUUGGUAUGCCUCUUAUUUUGGACCAUAACAAACCACCUCCUAAUGACUCCUCCAUUACAUGUACAAUUACUCAAAGCCAACUGAAACCUUAGUGCAGUAUGCCAGCCGUAUUUUUUAACAGCCGUUGUUUAUUCUUUUGUGUAUGCAUUUUUUUGUUACCUCACUGGGACCUUCUCUGGUGUACAAGCCGAACCUUGUAGGGACCCAAUGUCCCAAUAAGAAUAGCUGCACAAAUGUGUGUGUGGGUAAUAUCCGAGAGUGCAUCCUAUAAAUAGCAGGGGAUCAUUCAGGAAAGCAGGAUCCAGGGUUAUGCCCUUGCUGCAACAGACCAACCACCAGUUUCCUUGCACUGCAGUUUGAGAGUGUCGCUGCAGCCGAUACACACUCGUCUUUGUUGUCAUAGCAGCAGCAUGUCAAGUGUAACUCGAAUGAGCUCGUGGCUUUUCAGGUUUCAGGGUCCAUCUUGGCUGUAAGGCUAAAUUCAUGCUUCAUCACGUCUGAGACAUGAGGAAAACUUAGAACCUGCAAUCAUAGACCACAAGAGAGUCUAUGGUCUGUAUGACACGUGAGAAACAACAUAAAACACAAAAUACUGACAGCGUCAGUCGGCCAGCCAAACACACCGGCGCCAUCUUACCUCCCACUUGAACAUUAAAAUAGAACAAAUGUGCUUCGAGUGAGUUUUUCUUCUCUUUAUCCGUCUUAACCUCUCCCUUGUUAUCGUUUCUCAUUUUUUCCUUUCAUUUUUUGAGUGUGUGUGGGAUUUUUAAUGUGCAAACGGUGAUCACGGUUGUCUUAUCUAGCUCUGUGUCAGGGAGAAGGGAAGUUCAAUCACACGUGAUCAAACAAAGAUAUAUUCGUGACACAUUUUUGGCAAGUGUCUAGACAUGAUGAGGAUGUAUUGUAUUUGAAUAAGGGGCUUAGCAUGGCACAGUUAUUUGGCCACAAAACACUCGGCUUAGGCUGCACAAGCUGUUUGAAGGAAUAUCACAGUGACUUUGCAAUCUUAUGUCGAAGAGACGUUAAACAAAUUUCCUGUGAACCUGAACAGUUUUAAAUAAAAGUGACUGCAGAUGUACAUAUCUGCAGGUGCACAGCUCCGACACGACUCAGGUGAUCUUUGGAGAACAGGACACAAACACACUGGUUGCAUUAGACUGCAGCAUGACGAUGACCCGAAGGUCAUUAUAAAAUGAUGAGCGAGGAUAGUGCUUCAUUAAAUACUACCUCGCAGUUCAUUCCCGAAACAAACAACAAUAUUUUCUGGAACAGUCCUUAAACACUACAAGUCACUGUGUACGAGCAGAAAGUACAACAUCAUCCUGCAUGGGCCGAGUCAAGUGACACAAGAACCUGAGUUGACGCAAUCUUCAAAAGAUAAAAGAAUGCCACAGUAAAGUGAAAACUGAAAACUUACCUCCCAAUGCGACAUUCUGCACAGGAGCAACCUAAAUGUUCAGUGCCAAGGGAACAAAUAUCAUUCCAACUGUUGUGUUAAUUUUUGUGUUUUUAAUUUGACAUUUCAGUCUGAAGACUAAACAACACAGUGUAAAGGCAUUGUGUUUUUUUUACACUGUUUUUAUUUCUCUGUGUGUAUGAAUGUGUAAAAUAAUGCAUUCUCCUUUAUCGCCAUACAGUCACCACACGUACACACACUGACCCACACACACACAGCACACACGCUUUCACACACUCUGUUCUGGUGGAAGAUGCUUUAGCAGAAUGACGUCACUGUAUCCAGUUUGUUUAUGGAGAUCUCUUAUUAAAAGCUAAAGCUGAAACAGC
Molecule: messenger RNA, 7754 nt
Organism: Scophthalmus maximus (turbot)
Lineage: Eukaryota; Metazoa; Chordata; Actinopteri; Pleuronectiformes; Scophthalmidae
Product: WD repeat-containing protein 20
Exons: 5
Coding region: 360-2693 (777 amino acids)
Molecular function (GO): protein binding
Source: RefSeq, a predicted model, not a curated record